Messenger RNA from Pseudophryne corroboree (corroboree frog), 2549 nucleotides. RefSeq names its product RAN binding protein 3 like (gene RANBP3L). Gene Ontology annotation, molecular function: GTPase activator activity. Gene Ontology annotation, cellular component: nuclear pore; cytoplasm. The record is from RefSeq and is a predicted model, not a curated record. The transcript has 15 exons. Gene Ontology annotation, biological process: protein export from nucleus. NCBI's taxonomy places the organism in Eukaryota, Metazoa, Chordata, Amphibia, Anura, Myobatrachidae. The coding region runs from base 252 to 1796 and encodes 514 amino acids.
GUUCCCCCAGUCCCAGUGACGCCUCACACAGUAAUGCACGUAGCCUUCCUGUCCCUGUACUUACUGCUCUGCUGCCUGCCUGACGCUGCCCCCGGGAUCACUAGUGACUAUAGCCAAGGAAUGAGUCAGAGGACUGGAUUGCUUUGUCCCUCUGCAGGCUGGACGAUUAUCUGCUGUUCUGUAACUACUGUUGGACCCCAGUGUUCCAGGCCGGCUGCAGAACUUUGUCCCAGAGGUGUGAGUAGGUCGGUAUGAGAAAUCAGCAGGCUCCUAUACCCAGAGAGAAUGUUUUCUACCCUGAGAUAGAGCCCCUGUGCUGCCACAACGCAGCUGGUGCCCGCUACUUACCUGGCAAAGGCGACAUGUGCAUCAUAGCUGCUGGCAGAGGACCUCCAACCAGCCCCAGCACUCACCUGCAGGACUCGGCACCCAGCCACCCGGAGGCUCAGCAGGACUGCACCACCAGAGAUAAAACUUUCAUUGCCCAGCCAGUGUUUGCUCCUGAAAAGAAAGAGCGACCAUUUAAGAGACAAGUAGGAGAUCUGGUCCCAAAAGCAGAACUUGGUUCCUGCGCUUCUCCAGAAAAGAGACUCCGAUCCUCCUCCUUUACCUGUAGGCCUGCUGAGACGGGUAAUGGCAUCUUGGACAAGCGAGUCCGCUCCUCUUCUUUCAGUUUCCUCACAGCCUUCCCUCCAAAUCAGCCAGCACUAAAGAACAAUGUGUUUAUGCCUCCCACCCUGCUGCAAGAGCCUCCGAAACAAUGCAGCGCGGACAGUGGUCUGUACUCCUGGACGGUGAUGAAACCAGCGACACUGCAGCCUCCGCAAGUAACUGGAUGCAAAGACUCAGAGGAAACAGAGAGUGGGACGGGGGUCACUAGAUGCCAGCUUGAACAUAAGGUUAUUACAGAAAAAAACAGCACUUUGGGAAACAAUGCCGGGCAUCCAAAAUCUCCCACCGGAUCUGCAUAUAUUUUGGCCAUGGAAACAAGAAUGCAGCCGUCUGAGCAAAUGUUUGUCCCGCACAAAUACAAAGCCGACUUUGUCUUCGGAGAGAACAUGGAGAAGAGAGUUAUGAUUUCCAAGAGUCCAACCAGUGCCCCCCAGUGCAAGCGGGAAUCAACUUCUACCAGGGGAUCGUGUAACAGGAAUUGGCCUUAUCCGAAACACAGAUCCCAUAAAAGCCUAAUAGAAUCAGCCGCGGCGUACACCUCCCGGCCCAGACAGAAGUACGAACUGGAUCAAGUGGAAGUUAUCACCGGGGAGGAGUCCGAGCGCAAUGUGCUGCAGGUUAAUUGCAAGCUCUUUCUUUUUAACAAAGAAAAUCAGUCCUGGACAGAAAGGGGACGCGGAUAUCUGAGACUGAACGACGUCGCCUCCAGUGGCAUUGGACCAUUCCGAUCGCGAAUAGUCAUGCGAAAUCACGGAAACCUGAAACUGAUCUUGAACAGCCAGAUCUUUGAUGAAAUGAAACUAGAGCGAGCCAACAGGAAGAGUCUGCGCAUCACCGCCACUGACCUGGGUGACAAUCGCGUCAAAAUAUUCCUUCUGCAGGCAAGUGUGAAGGAUGCCGGUAGGCUGUAUGCAGCCAUUCAUCAUCGACUUCUUGCACUGAGAAACUACAGGACACCGAAGCGAGAACAGAGCAUCCCAAACACUGACGCUGACACAGAAUCCCAUUUGCAGCUGCUCAACAGUGACAGUGAAGAUGAGGAAGAUGAUGAAAUGCUGCUCUAUCCCAGCAAGAUCUCUGAUCACCACCAGUGGAUCCGGAGGCAGCCUGUCCUGUACUCCUGACAAUCAGCCUUCAUUCCAAGUAUUUCUCAGCCUUGCGUCUUCGUCCAGUAACGGCACAGAGCAGCAGCGGACGGCUUUGACCACCGCUACUUUCUACCAGAACGGCACUGGGAAAUCUGGAGAGCGGAAAACCCGGCUUUCAUGCAAGUUUUCUGUGGACUGAAACCAUGAACUAAUACAUAUGCAAUAAGUAUUGUAAUAACAGCGUGUGACUGCGGGGGGAGCUGCUCACUGCUGCACCAUACCUGGAAAUCUUCACGUGUUCCAGACGAACUCAAUGAGACUGAUCGUACACUAUACCUCAAGGACAGUUAUUUGGAGUUUACCUGACUAUCUGUUCAGUGGACCCCUGAGUAUUCCCAAUGCCAACUGGUUUCUUCUCCCAAUUUGUUUUUUUCUUUCUUUUUAAAUAUCAUUUUCCUCUAAUUCUAAAGGGUAGAGAUACAUGAAACAAGGGUUGUGCAUCAUAUUGAUGGCUAGAUCCAGUUUACUUUUUAUAUGUGAUGUUUUCUUAUUUUGUGAUGUUAAUAUAUUACAAUAUAUAUGACACGAUUUGUUAUUUGGUCACAAUGGCUAAGAGUAAUUGAAGGUUUGAGGGCUAAUUAUUUUGGCUAAAAUGCAAACUAUAUAUAAAUAUCUAAUCGAAUGUCUAUUUAAAAUUGUUCAAUAAUAUAUAUUUCUAUUUUAUUAAAGGUUGUUAUAUGGUAGCGUAAUAUAAAUAAAGAGUUAAUCUAUUUAUCAGCGUUUGCCAGG